Molecule: messenger RNA, 13344 nt
Organism: Xyrichtys novacula (pearly razorfish)
Lineage: Eukaryota; Metazoa; Chordata; Actinopteri; Labriformes; Labridae
Source: the annotation of a GenBank genome assembly
UUCAGAGGAGCACAAAAUCAAUGUUGGGCUUCUAUUGGGAAUAGCCCUGGAACCCAUUAGCAACUUUGACCAAUAGGUCAGGUAAAGUAAUAGCUAGAUAAAUGUUUUAUUACAGAUUUGCAAACGGACUUAAUGGGGGGGCCAGUACCUGUGCAGCCAUGCAUGGCAAAUAUUCAUCAUUAGAUUCGUUUGCUGUAAUGAACACAAAUCUCUCAGUGGCCAGGCCUCUGGUUCUUUAUGUAUGAUCUGUUAAAGGUGGCUAUCGGGGGAGACAAAAGGCUGCCUGUUUGGUCCUCUGGAGGUUUACAGCAGCUACUGUAACAAUAUGAAGAUGCUAUGACUCUAAAUAAAUGGGUUGUUAUACUAAUGACAUCACAUAUGGAUUAGACCUGUUUUAUCAUCGUACAUCUUAUAAAAUAAAUGGCAUUGGUAUCAGUGAGAGCUUAUAAACUGUUGCUACAGUUGUGUCCUUUUUAAUGCUAAUUUUAUUAUUGUAUCUGUCAGGUUUUAACCAGUAAUAUUUAUGCUUUGAUUAUGACUACUAAAGAGGUCCUGUGUUGCAAAUAUAACCCUGUCUGUUUGUUUUUGGUUUCUACUAAUACUUAUUCACUUUUGCUUUUAAACCACAGACUAUCAGGGAUAGUAAUAGAGAACAUGCUUUGCUUAAAGACCCAAACCUAUGGCAAAUUAUUUAAAGGAGUUUUUGAGACUCACACUGACCUACUACCCUUCUUCCUUCCACAGAUUUAACUAGCGACGUGAAGGAUUAGAGGCCAUUAGGACAAAGCUUAUGAGUUUAUUUUUCCUAUUAGAAUGAUAUUUUUGAUAAAACCCUCUUUAUUUUUAAGAGAUUAAAUACUAUCUGUCUGGAGUUAGUGCCACUGUUUAUCCCUGAGCGAACAUAUGUCCUAUUUAGACAUUUUCUCAGCCCUGUGUUUGCACUGCUCUCGAGUCGUUUCUGUGCUGACCACAGUGCUACUUUUCUGAAUGGAGGCCAGACACACUGAGAGCUCCCACACACUGUGAGGAGCAGCUCCUGUUUCCAGCUCCGUCUCCAAGGGGACCAGCGAUCGCACCAAUCACGUCGCUCGGCGCAGGCAAGCGGGCAAUUCAAUUUCUUAAAGCAGCAGUGACCGUUUUUUCUCAGGGAGGCGUGGUGAGGGGAAGCUGAGCAGAGACAUUUUGAAAACCAGGCAGAGUAAAGCACCUCAACACUGCAGUUCAAAAGUUUUCCUUUUUUUCCUUUUUAUUAAAUGUGAAUUCACAUGUUAGUUUGAGCCCAUCAUUUUCAGAGUAUCCGCCUACGUACAAAAUAGGCAUCAUUCUGUCAUCACAUCCUUUGCAAACGCAACAAAUAACACAUCUGUGUACAUAUAUUCACAAACUGAAAGGACAGUCGAUGGUGGUAGGUACUUAUUUAUUAAAAGAUGAGUCAAAGACAGAUUCACACUCGGAAUGUGAAGUAACUACUGCCUAGAACUUCCAACAAAAUGUCUCGGCAUAUAAUUAGGUCAUAUUCCAAAACCUUUUUAUCAAACAGACUUCAUAUGUAAGACCCACAUAAAAAUAAACAAUAUCUGCUUUUUUUUAAGUGCAAGAAAUAAAAAAUACAGGUUUAUGGUUAAUGUUUUAAAAAAAGAAGGCAGUCUUCAGUUUUAAAAUAAGGUUUCAUUUUAUGAAACAGGACUAUGGAAUGUUCUUUUUUGCUUGCUUGCUUGUUAAACUAAUCCCAGACCACCACUGUAUCAGACUAUGCCCUUUUUCUUUUGCAGUACUCUUCCUUAAUUUCAGUCAGAUUUGAGCUGUUUUGGUGUUGGAUAUGUAUCAAAUAACAUUCAAUUUGUGAUAUCCAUCUAUAGUAUGCAUCACACCAUGAGGCCAUAUUAUAUUGUUUUGUAUCAGUUCCAGCUGAUUUGUUUAUUUUCCUGCCUGGACAGGCUUCAGCAUCAUAACAUGAAAUGAUGUUGACAGUGCACAAGUCUGUUUUUCCAUCACUUGCUACAAUUGUUGAUGGUCUGUAUCUUAAGAGUAUAUAUUGCACAAAAAAAAUGAGAGGGGGGAAAAACAGUAUGUGCCAUAAAAAAUACCAAAAUCCAGUUUCACACCUGCGAUCGGGACCCAUCCACAUAUCACGAGUAUGAUAUACAUAAACUCCUAACUUUACUAUAUUACAGUACAUAUACAAUCUUGAAACUAGUUCCAGCUCUGAGGUAUGUGUUCCCCAUGAUGCCAUUGUAUCGUCUACAAAUACUCAACAAAUCUGCUCUACAACUGUACAAAACCUAGUUUGAAAUCACAAGGCAUUUUUGAUGCAAGUUUUAAUUUAACUUAAUCCUUAAAACCAGGACUCCCUUGCAUGCUAAAAACAAAUGAUAAAGGGAAGAAGUGCCUGAAACUCACUGAAAGCACAGUAAGAACAUUCCCUUUUAACUGUACAAAAAUAUGCCUGAAAAUAUCUUACUUUUCUUUUAAAAAGAUGAGGUCUGUUAUGUAUCAAAAUGUUUCCUCCACACCUGUACUCUGUAGAGGUUUAGGCUGCUUAAUUUUCCAAACCAGGAGGUAAACUGAAUCAGUUACAAAAAACAAACAAACAUUUUGCGGCAUUAAGAAAUUACAUAAACCGUUUGUAAAGUAACAUCCUGAACAAUUGUCAGUUCACAGAUUUGCUUUGAGUCAGUCCACAGUCCGUUUUCAGCUCCCUGCAGUUUUGUUUUUAAGAGGAAAAGAUGCAUAGAAGUUCACGUAUUUUUCCCUUUGUGGUCCGUUUAAGCUGAACUGUAAAAUGCAGACCUAUACGGGGAGGAAAAAAUCCAUAAAACCCUGUCAUGCUGCCAGAAAAAAAAGUCUGCAGACUUUUGCUUUUUUGCUACCAGCUUCAUAAGCAUCUCAUUCCUCAAACCUCACCUCCUCGCCUCCAGGUCCUCCACCUCCUUUACUCCUUCUAGGACCCUUAAAAAAAAACCCACAGGAGGAGGAGGCAGGGCUAGGGACAACUUUGACCAGGACACAUAUAUAAUUUACUUUCUCCCUUCUCUGUUAUUACUAGAGCAACUUUUUUUUUUUGCAGUUCAGUAUGUGAAGACCAGGUCGGAAAAGUUCGCCUCCAGCCAGUCCCCGGCUAUCAUCUCACUGAGUUCUGGCGUGCAAUAGUCUGGGAAUUCAAAGUGAGAGCCCAGGCUGCCCUCACUGAACGAGUCCAGGUCCUUAUCCACAAGAGACAGGGAGAGGUUUCCUGAAUUGGGGUUGCCCAGCUCCGUUCCAGGGGCGCUGGGGGCGAAAUUUAAACUAAAGUCAAACAGCAAAUCGUCCGCGUCCUCCCCGGAAGAAGAGGAGCUGCUGCUGGAGGAGGAAGAGGAGGAGGAUGUGGAGACUGACCUGGAGGAUGCUGGUGAGACAGAAGCAGCGUGAUAUGUGCUCUGCUUGGUAAUGUUUUUGAUAUUGUAAAACAGUCGGUUGUUUUUCCGCACUUCUUCGUACAUGCUCGCGCCCUCGGACUCAGCCGAGGAGCUCAAAGUUGGGCUCGCGGGAACUUUGGCUACAUUGUAUGGCCGCACGCGCUCCUCGUCCCCCGCUUUAUUAAUCCCCAUCCGGUAGUCCUCUUCGUACUCGUCGUCGUCGUCCUCGUCGGUGAGCUCACUUUUCACAGUCUUUGCAACUUUGAAGCUGGGAAACACACAGUCCUCCCCGUAGCCGUGAGAGGUCUUAGAGCCGCUUUUACUAGUCUUUAUCUUUGAGCACUUCUUGUUAGGAGUCUUAGUAAUCUUGCCGCACUUCUCCGGAGACGGUGCUGAUGAUUUUGAACUGUCGAGCUUUGGUUUUUUCUUGGGUCUGUACUUGUAGUCGGGGUAGUCUGCCAUGUGUUUUAGCCGCAGCCGCUCGGCUUCUCUGAUAAACGGGAUCUUUUCACUGUCCUUCAGCAUCUUCCACCUCUUCCCAAGGCGCUUGGAAAUCUCCGCGUUGUGCAUGUCGGGCGACUGUUCCAUAAUCUUUCUCCUCUCGAUUUUGGACCAGACCAUAAAUGCAUUCAUGGGUCUCUUGAUGUGACCGGUGGCUGUCUUGCACCAGUCCGGGUUUAUCGCUACGGGGCUGCAUGCCAUAAAUUCACUCUCCUCCGAGUCUGUAGCCUCCCUGGACAUGCUUCCGUCCGUCUCGCUGUUGUCUGUGUGCUGCACCAUCGUCCCACCGUUUCAAGUCACUUUGUGUCCGGACGCUGCAGUUCUGCCCCCCUUCACUCAGGUCUCUGUGUUUCUGUGCCGGCUGCGUCCGCGUCCUCUGCUUAAUGUAUGUCUCAGGCUCUGCACUCUUUUUCCAGAGUUACAAACUGCCUUCUUAACUAGUUAUCAGCUUUUUCAUGUCCCUUGCGUCACACGCAGCCAUCCAAUCAGGUCCCUUCCACUCCGCCCAGCAGACUCCAUACAAGACUCCCCUUAACCCUUUUUAUUCCUCCCUCCCCUCCCGAGCGCUCAUUGGAGUGGAGGUGGGGAUUUGUGGUACACAGUGUCUGGGGCAACACGCCGGGCGAGACAGGCAUAUUAAACACACAGUUAGCAGUACGCGCUCCUGAGAUGAGCUGUACGCACCAAAGCGCACAUAAGACUUAAAGGUCUUUUCCUUAUUUCAAAAAAAGGGAGAAAAAAUUAGAGGAGACUAUAUUCUUUUCUCCAGACAGACAGCUGCUAUGUGCAGAUGUGUCUGGAGGAAAAAGAUGUAGGCUGUGUGAUUAUUUGCUUUUUCUCCACCCCCUUAGGUUGGAUACUGAAGGUGGCGCUUGGACACUGUUGCAGGCGCCUGGAUGCGUCGGUGCGCCUGCCUGACUGCUUGCCUGCCUGCUGUAGAGGGAUGCAUUUAAGCAGCUGGUAAUGGCUUUAAAGGAAGGCUUUCAUUAACUGUAUUAUAAGCCAAUGCAUUUUUAUCUCUCAGCGACCAAGUGUUAUGAUUUUUUUUUCACAGUGGCACGGCUCCUUUUCUGUUUGUUUCCAUGUCUGCUUUUGGAUGAUGGAAAUAGGUCAGUAGUACAUUCCUGGUUGUAGGUCUUGUUUUGUUUGUGUGAGCACCUAAAACACAUCUGCAGCAUCCCACUGAUACUUAGUCAGGAUUUAGCCCUGAGUAAACACUCAUGGAUACACACACAUGAUAAUUUAAGUUUUAAAUCAUUUCCUAAUCCUGUUUCAUAAACCAAACCUCACAGACUCAUCCUUUUUCGAUCCCUGCACACGUGAAACACUAUAAAGCAUGCAAGCAAAGCAAUAACACUCAUUCAAAUGGCAACAUUUGGCUACGCAGCCUUUAUAUGAGCCCAUACAGCCAGGCAUAGGAUGGAAGGCUCCCUGCUGAGUUUGCUGUGUCAAGAGGCAGUGCAGCAUCUAGCUGGCGUCUCCUGCAACCCCCCCUCCACCCUCCCUCCUUCCCUUCUCCCCACGGCUCUGGGUGGUAGCCAGCAGUGCUAUUGGAGGCUGGGGCGAUAAGGCGUCCUGCUUUUUUUCCCCUCUCUGCUUCGUCCCCUAGAGGGCAAUCACUUACCCUUUUGAAACCCCCUUCCCCCCACCAAGCCACCGUAUUUUCCCCCAGCUGGGGUUUAAGAAGUGUCUGCACUGAUACAGGGAGAAGCGGCUAGAGAAGGCAGAAGAGAGGAGGAGAGCAAGGGGGGAGGACAGAGAGAAAGAGGCACACAGGGGGAAAAACGACAAGCCUUAGGAGACCGAGGGAGAAACGCUGAGAAAUAGAGGGGGAUCUCGGCUUUUUCUAGCCCCCUGUCUGCGUCUCUCUCUUAGACUGAGAUAGGGAUGAAAUGCUUUAUCAUGGCCACCCCGUGCUGAUUAAGCCUUAUCAGAUAUAUGUGUCGGAGCAGGAGUCUCAGGAGGUUGGUGCAUGCACAUGCAUGUUUUACUGUCAGCGUGUCUUUUUUCUGAUGGAUUCAUUUGAGUGGUAUUUGAUCUGAUCAGCACAGACGUGGCUAGAGGUGGUUAUUUCAAAUGAACUGAUGGCGCUGGAUGAUAUAAAGGUGGAAUUUGCAAGCAUAUAUUUGCUUCAUAUCUAUGUGGGAUUCAAGGAAACUGCCCUUGAAUGCAGCAUGUGAAAGUCUAUUAAAGAAAGAGGAGCUAAUUUACACUCUCCUCCUUGUACAAAAACAUCAAACAAUAUACUGAUCACGUAUACCCUUCAAAGUAAAAGCAUCACCUGCAGUUUCCCCAUUUGUCUCCUAUCUAUACAUAUCUCUCCCAAGCCUGCAGCAGCCGGCCUUAUCUCUUCAUAUGACGGUUUCAUGCUGGACAUGAAUCACAAGACGGCUUAAUGAUGAGCGUGCAGGGUGGCUGUCCUGCUCAUUAGCAUGGCUCAUUAUUGGCUGUGAAUGAGGUGCUGGUGUCAGCCCGUUCAGCCUAUAUGAGUCAUCUCAGGGAGGGUCUCAUCGCCAUGUCUGCCUCACACAGAUGUACCCACCUCAGACCCCCUCCUCCUACCCCACCCUGCCUCAUUUAGUCGCUACGACGAUGAUGAGAGAAAGAGAGAGAAAGAAAGAGUUGCGGGAUACCGAAACAUGUUGUGUUUUCAUUUCAUUCUCACUCCAGAGAUUACAUAUGAUUAAACAGCGAAAACCCAGAGAGCUGCAUUAUCACUGUGUGAUUUCUAAUACCAGCCGCUUUCCAAUACCCCCAAGGGCAGAUGUUUUAAUGCUUAUUUGCUGCUUUUUUCGUGCCAAGGGAGAGGACAUUUUUAUUCCAGAGCGAUGGAGUGUUGAAUUAAGUGAUGGUUUUCAUGUAGCAACAUUGAAAGAAGGGUUUCAGGAGGAAAACAAUUCCCUUUUGCAUUGCUUAUCUAAAAGCCCCCCAAAGCAGCUGCUGCUCUCACAAAGGGCCAGUGAAGCGUUAGAUCAAUACUAACCCUGGCUAGAGGCUAUCUGAUGCUCAAAAUGCAUGGAUCCAUCUCCUCUGCAUGGCCCUGAGACAGGUGUGGACUUCUGGAAGCUGCUAUCUGAUGGCUUCACAAUGGGUGAAAAAAAAAAAAGGUGAAGGGGGGGCGAGUGAGUCAGGGGGUUAAAAAGCUAAAGGGGGGGGGGGCACAUAAAAACGCAAAUUAACUUCAAACUUGACAGACACAUUCUUGAGUAUCCUGUGGACUCAAGUUGCAAUGUUUAUUGCCACACUGUGAGUAGGUGUUUUUCCAGCCAAUAUAGUGGAGUCACUUAAUGGUAAUCUGCUGGUAUGCACACAGAGUUGAUGUGGCGCAAGUUUGUGAGUGUUAUAAGGUAAAGCCACCCAUGUCUCUUUACAUACAGAUGUAGAGUUUCAACUCAGGCUGAGGCUGGAGGUGAAAUCAGAUAUCAGCUUAUGAAUCUGAAGAUUUAUGGACUGUAUUUUCUUAGCGAGUAACCGCAGCCCUUUCUGUUGUCUUAACUUGUGAGAUGAUACUAAAACGAGCUAUGUCAGCUGGCCCAGAAUUCGUCUCGCCGGCUGCCUGUCGCUAUAGUCUCAUUCCCCGAAGAUCAUCCUGUCUUCCCCUCUCUCUCUCUCUCCAGAUAAGAAGAGCUUUUGACAAUGAGGAGGAUCUUACAGCAGUUUGGAGGUUGUUGUUUUACCACUUGAGUGUUUGCUGCCUCCAAGGCCAUUUUAUGCCCCCCCAUUGGUGCUUUACAUUCUCGACUCAAUGCAAAUGUAUCUCCAGGGUGUCAGGUUGUUUGUUGACCUCCUUGAUGUGGCCUCUGUCUCUCAAGGUCUGAUGCUUAGCGGAUACUUGAGACUGGAGUAUCUUGUCGUGAAUGUAAACAGCUGAUGCUUGAGUACUGUGCUGGAAUGUUUGUCCCACAGACGAACAAAUGCAAUCAGAGGCCGGAGCUGGAGGUGUCCCCGCGUACACUUGUACUUGCAACAGUCUGCUACUUGUAAACAUUACUCUGUUUUUGCAAAGUCAGGAUUUGUGUCACUUUAACUUGAAAAGUUUCUUAAACUUUUUUUGUUUCUAAAGCAGCAAUGGUAUGAAAGUAACCUUUUUUAAAUUACUGGGUGCAAAGAUUAAAAAUAAUCUAAAGUUUAUUUAUAAAUCAGUUACUGUUUUGAGUCCACAAAAUACUGUAUCUGUGUGUUUCUUCCCGCAUUCUCCCCACAGUCAAAUGUGUCAUAGUCAAAUAAAAGAAAGGCUGUGUCUAUAGUGUGCUGUCAAUUGUCUGUCACCUACCCCCUUGCAGAUUCAGGCAUCAACAGUCUCAGUAAAUAAAUUGUCAGUCUUGUUGCUGGUGGCCUUGUUUGAUGUUGUAGGUCAUUGAGAGGCAUUGGCAUCAGUUUCAGUCUUUUUCCACUAUCGGCUAAAAACUCCUCACAGGGAUUUAAAAAUAUGGUGUGUCGUAUUGGGUGACAUUUGCAGAACAGGUGGUAGAAACAGAAUAUAGUGUUUUUUAAAACUUGUAUGUAACCAGCUAAAAAUGUACAUUGUUUUGUUUCUGUUUACUUAGAAGGGGGUUUUAUAGGGAUGGACUAGGGCUGGGGGAGAAACCAAAAAUUUACAGAUAUAGAAAUUUACGACAAUAACUGAUGUCAUUUUGCCCAUGUCAAUAUAUUCAAUGUAAAAAAAAUAAAUAAAUAAAAGUUGGUUUUGAAUGUGUGAAGGUAGGCCAUGGUCUCAUGUCCCUUUAAGACGCUGUUCUACGUCAGAGACAUGACUCCAUACCAUCCAUCGUAACAAAGAGGGAAAGACAGGUGAGGAGAUAAAGGACGGUUCAAAAGUUGGGGCUAAAGUAGGGGUGAGCAGUUUGUGGAGUAGUUAUCGUCCAUUUAUCGUUAUCGAGGUGAACUGCUCAAUAUAUCCUGAUAUUGAUUUGAGGCCAUAUCGCCCACCCUUAGCAUGGAUCACUUUCCACUUCAUCCACCACAUCAAGCACUUGGUCAGAGAUAAAGAAAGAAGGAAAAUGCAGCUUCUCAUGGUCUUUGGCUUUUACAAUCAUUAUGACACUUAUUUUACUGUUGAUGUUGUGUUGCUGGUCAUAACUAGAGCAAAUCCAGAGCAGCUGUUGUCAACCAGCACUCAUCAGCAAUGAUGAACAAGUCUAUCUCCCACCAUAUAUUCAGUCUUACAGGCUUUUAGUUGCUCAGAAAGAAGGUUCACGUACAAACUAAGGAGUAAAGGUGACAUUAGUUCACUGUGUUGGACCCUGUUCGAGACCGAGAAGGCUGCUGGCAAAGGCCUGCCCUGUCGGGUGUGUAUGGUUUGGUGCAAAUACAAAGAAAUAGAGUAAGAUAAGUUCAGAAAAGGCAAGAUAAAGCAUUUUUUCUCCCACGGUGGGGAAAUUUGCAAUAUUGUCCUUAUUAGAUAAAGAGGAAUCCUUUGCUUUAGUAAUUUUUUGAGCAUUUCCUCAGAUAGAUAUAGCUAAAUAUUCCCAUUUCCCAUAGUCCCACUGUACUUAGCUUGAACAAUUCCAUUUUAUGCAAACCGCAUCAGGCAGCUAAGCAUGUGCAGCAUUUGAGCACAAGACAAAUUUCCCCAAGGGGAGAAUAAAGUGCAUCAUAUUUUAUGAUAUGAUGCACUUACACUUAUAUGAUACAAGUCGUAAAUCCGCUUCAAAUCAUAUUGUAUGACACAUGAAGAAACUCCACAGCAAGGAGAGAUUUCUAACUGAAACAUGAUCUCUUUUCAAUGUAUCAGUAAAACUAAUCACAGAGCACAGAUUUGAGGCUCAUGUGCCAAUGUGACUUCCAUGUCUGAUACUUGUACAUCUGAAUUAACAUGAGCCCCCUCUAAAGAUUAUGUAUAAACGUUGUGCUUGAGUAAGACUAAGUCAGUACAAAAUUGAUGGCCAGCCUAAAAAAGUCAAGAUCUCUUAUUUAGCGUUUGAUACUUUGAGCUUCAGCUUUUAAAACAUUUAUCUGAUUAAAUUCCGAACCCUUUCUACACUCAUGAUAUAACCAAACUGAACAACCUCACCAGUCAACUCUCACCCAUCCACUCCAGUGUGCAUUAAACCCCGAGGGAGACCAUAAACUUUGAGAGAAGUCAGUGUGAGACACGAGGAUCAGUGUGGGUGUAGGACACAUGUAGGUUAGUAACUGAAUACUAUUUCACUAAGGCAAUUACAGCACUUAGGAAGUUGGGAUAUGGGAAUUGGACUUUUAUUAGUGGGCUACAUGUAACCGGUCUUUACACAGGUGACAACUGUUUGAAUUGUGUAAGACAGCGUGAAGAGUAUCCAGCCUCACUUCCUGUCUUUCUCUCUCCAGCACAGACGCUGGCCUACAAAGCAGCGGGAAUCCACAAUGGCCUGGAGGAGAUGACAUCAUCCCUGAGCAACUCUGGCUAACACAGUACAGUGUGUUCUACAGUAAUCAUAUUGCCAUGUCACUCCCCAUAAGCCAGCCAUUUAAAUCCUUUAAUUAUAUAGCAGCAACGUUGAAGCAGUGUUUACUGUAAGAGUCCAGUGUAGCUAGUUGUGUGUUGUACAUUGUGUCUUGUGUUAAUAAACUUGUGGAGGAAGAGCCCUGCAGGCGCUCGCAGCCGCAGUAAUGAGAGUGUGUUUAGUCUGGAGACUGCGUAGGACUAAUGCUGAUGGAUUGUAUGGCUGCAGGUCAGGUCUUGCUUUCAUACAUACUGACUAUGGAAGUAGAAUGUUAAAGUUUUGUUUGCAAGAAUGCUAAACAAAAUAUGUUCUAAUGAGACAUAAAGUUACCAUGUUCACACAAGCUUAAUUCCAACACUAUAUUUGGGAAAUAAGGACACAGGUUGGAUUAAGUGUUAGGAGUAAGAUGGAUCAAUAAAACAGAGUUGUUUUUUAAAGCAAAAACAAUCAGUGUCGAAGGAAUAGAUGUGAUUAUCAAAUUGGAACUUGCUUACUAGCUUUCUAAGAAGUAUAAGAAGGUUCCCGCUGGAGCCAUGUGCUUCUGCUUCUCUGCCGGCCAGCCCAGACUUGCCCCCUAACCAGAUAAGAUAGUGUUGACUACAGGCUACUCAGUGCAGACAGGAGAGGGGCCUCUGCUGCUCUUAAGGGGGGCAGUGUGCUACUUUCCAGAAUGGCUACAACCACUGGCCUUUUACUUUACCUUCAAGAGCAGAUACUUUUUUGAAUUUAUUUAUUUAAAACAGGGACAAUGCACAAACAAAAAAACAAGAAACAAAAAAACAAACAAACAAAAAACGGUUAAAAAGCCAGGUUAUAGCAACAACUACAAAUUCCUGCCUGAAGUCCCUUGAAUCAGGUACAAUGGUUGUUUUUUAAUAACUAGAGUGAUAAAAAAACAAACACAAAACUUAUUUCCUGGAUUAUGCAGUUUGUCAUCCGCUGCUGUAGUAUCCUGUGCUCUCAAGUUUUACUGGUUUAUGAUCUUUGCACCACUAGUCGAAUAGUGACAGUUCAAAGCAGCACGACAAAUUGAGAAUCCAUGCCCCGUGGACAAAUCUCGAGCAGAGCUGUCUGAGGUCUUGAAGGUUUUAUAAUUAGAGAGUAAGAUAACCCAGAAUUAAAGUCAAGGUUUGUUAGUUUUAUUUUGUUCUUGAUGGCUUCCUCACGUCACUUUUAUUGAUGUUUAAGGUUAAUGAAUUCCUGUGAAGUGUCGUUAAAGGGGAAAUAAUGAUUUCAAGGAUGGAUGUAACCCAAAACAAAGAGUAUGACUCACGUAUUAAGCUCUGUGCAUGAUUAUAUCAAUCUUAUCGUCGCUACAUCAGAUAAGUUAUGUUUCAAAUUAGCCACAGGCAUGCUUUUCCAUAAAAUGAUCUGAGAAUCAGUUUUUAUCCGUCAUUUUACUUGAUUUGUUGUAAUCAGACUAAAAACAGAGGGGAGUAUAUCAUAAAUUGAAGCAAGUAUACUUAGGUUUCCUUGUAAACCAUCCCUAGAGUACUUCUUUUUUAACCAGCAAAAGAAGGAGGUUUAGUCACAGGCUGGACAAAAACAGUAUUGCGCAAAAUCUGCCACAUCAAUCAGGCUUUAACCUUGAAAACAAAAACAAGAAGAAAUGGAACCCAUGCAGAGACAAACACCUGAAGCAAAUCUGAGCAUUCACUCUUGUUUGAACAGUGACUAGAUAAGAUAGCUCAAAGUUAUCAGCACAAGAUGAAUUCCCAGAGGAAGCUCCAGGAGGGGUUUCAUCAAUGCGGUAGGAGGGAGAAAAUCAAUCCUUCAAACCACAUCCAGUGACAAAUAACCAGCUAAAACUGAAGCCCAAUCAGUUGUUGCCUCUGAAGCUUUCUUCAAUCAAAAAAGAAAAAAAAAAGAAAAGAAGGACUAAAAAAAAAUAUGCAAAGGAUCUUUGUUCCUGCAAGAGGAUAAAAUGCACCAAGUAAACACUAUAAGACUUUGUAAACAUAAUCAUAAUCAUGCGGGCUAGAAUGAAAACAUACUUUUUCCUGUUGUGGGUCCAGCUCUUGUAAUCUUCUCCUCUGAAAUCAGAUCAGAUUUGGGUGCUUUUCUCAUAAUCAUCCUUUCAUUCUCACAUAAAUAUGUGAAUGGAUAAGUAUUAAGGGAAGCAUUGUCUUAUAUGUGCAUUCCUUCACACAGCAGCUGUCUAUCCAUGACGAAGGUUACUUCAAUAUCAGCCUUUAUAGGCAGUCAGCAAAGUUUCCCUUCAACGUAUGUAUGUCUGGAGAGACCAACAAAAAAAGGUACAAACUUCAAUAGAGUCUGGUGACUUCCUUUUUACUUUGCAUUACAUAUGCACAUAUAGACGGGUAUUUUCCCCUGCAUUCCAUCCAUAUCAGAGCCUCAGUGUGUCCUCUCCAUACACUGACUCACUGCCCUUUCCUUCAUGUCUCUUAAGGAUUUCUUAGACAGGCUUCAAGAAAGAUUUUCAUAAAUGUCCUCUUUUUGCAAAUCCUCCACAUCCCCCUCUGCAUGCGCUGAGAGCUAUCUCUAUCUUAACAGUAAAGGUCAUUGGAGGAGACUGAGGGAUAUGGAAAGGCUAAGCUGUGUGCAUGGCAGAGUGUUUAACAACUAUCUAGAAAUCAAUAAUAGAAGGUUUGAUAAUGACUGUGUCAAAUCACAGUCAGAGACCAACCCAAGUGUGGCAAAGCUUCAAGCUCUUGUCAGAGAGGGUUUUUUUUUUCAGAGGCUGCACAAAGUGAACAUCUGGAGUUUUGAAGUUCUAGAUUAUUGAGAAAUAUUCUGCAUUUUACUCACGUCUUAGGAGUUUCUAUGCGUGUGGAAAUGAGAUUGCACAUGUGAUGCUGAUGUACAGUGCUUUGCCUCUGUUCAGCGUCAAACUAAGGGAGACCAAAAUACACUUUAUAAAGUGCCACUUUUUUUUUUCUCAGACAUUAAUCCUGUGACACAUUGAUUGCAAGGGAUGAGAAUCAAGAAACGGUUCUUGUUGAGAACCGAUUCCAAAUGAUUCAACCCAUCGACAUCGUUUAAAUUUUAUCUUAAUGAUUCCUUUC